This is a messenger RNA of Gasterosteus aculeatus aculeatus (three-spined stickleback), 2496 nucleotides long. It is a transcript of the gene gpr137, whose product is annotated as G protein-coupled receptor 137. NCBI's taxonomy places the organism in Eukaryota, Metazoa, Chordata, Actinopteri, Perciformes, Gasterosteidae. Gene Ontology annotation, biological process: positive regulation of TORC1 signaling. Gene Ontology annotation, cellular component: lysosomal membrane. The record is from RefSeq and is a predicted model, not a curated record.
CGCCCCCUUUGACGCACGUAGCCCAGCAGACCCGGAAACAACAAACCGGGAUUACCGUCGUCUCCUCCAGCUGCGUUCACCUCCACUAAGACCAACGUAAAGACGCGCAGAGAGCGAGCUGGGAGACUGCUUCUCAAAGUCACCGAACAGCCCCCAGGACAAGAACCAUGUCUCCCAUGUGAACUGCUCGUGCUGAAUGUGCGAUGGUCUAGCAGUUGUUGUUUUUUUGGUGAUGUGAGACAGUGAGUCAGUACUCCAAUGGAAGCUCCUCCCAACCCGUCCUCCCAGCCAGUCCCGCUUCCCCUUGGUCCCGCCGUCACUCCGUCGGUCAAGCUCAGCUUCACCAUCCUCUACACCACCCUGUACGCCACUCUGUUCCUGGUGGUGUACGCGCAGCUCUGGCUCCUCUACCUCUACAGACACAAGCGAUGGAGCUACCAGAGCGUCUUCCUGUUCCUCUGCCUGCUCUGGGCGGCCAUCCGCACCACCCUGUUCUCCUUCUACUUCUGCAACGCUCUGCAGGCCAACCACCUGCCUGCCGCCGCCUACUGGAUGCUCUAUUGCUUCCCCGUUUGUCUGCAGUUCUUCACUUUCAGCCUGAUCAACCUGUAUUUCACUCAGGUGCUGCUCAAAGUGAGGGAGACGUACAGCUCAGACGUGGAUAGAGGACUGUUGCUGGCGCGGUGCGUGUACGCCGCCCUGAGCGCCGUCUUCCUCUGUGUCAACGUGGCCUGCGCGGCCCUCAGUGACAGAGAAGGCGGCGGCGGGUCGGGGGGGCGGACCUGGAAUCUGGUCCUGCUUCGAGUGCUGGUCAACGACUUGCUCUUCAUCCUGGUCGCGGUGAUGCUGGCCACCUUGCUGCUGCUGCUGACCAGACACUCGCGCUCCGCCAGCCCCUACCUGAUGAGCAAGGGGACCACAGUGUGCCGCACAGCAACGCUGGGAGCCGCGGUGAUCCUGUUGUUUGCCAGCCGAGCCUGCUACAACCUGACGGUGCUCUUUCUGUCCCUGAGCCGCCGAGUGGAGUCGUUCAACUUUGACUGGUACAACGUCUCCGACCAGGCCGACUUGCAAAGUGAACUGGGCGACCAGGGCUACCUGGCCUUUGGGGCCAUCCUCUUCAUAUGGGAGCUGCUCCCCACCAGUCUGCUCAUCCUCAUCUUCAGAGUUCGCCGGCCGGCUCAAGAGACCAGCAGCAUGGCCGUCAACAACAGGGUCCUACCUCGUCCAUAUUUCUUUGAUGACCCUCAAGGCAGCAACGAGGAUGGACCUGUUCCGUGGGCGCGCAGUUCACAACCACACCCGAGCUGGUACGGAUCGGAGUCCGCUCCUCUCCUGUUUGCCAGCAACCCUCCAGACCAAAGCCACCAGCACCACUCGUUCUACUCCACCCCCCAGAACUGACCUCCGCCUCCAGACACUGUCAGGGGUCGUCGCGCCCCCAACGACGUCCAUCUCAAGGGUGGACCGCACACAGCUACUAGCGAGUAGCACCCCCCCCCCCCCUCUUUUUUUUGCACUGAAGACCUCAGGAAUCGGCAAACAAUGACUUUGCACCUUGUAGUUUUGAAACAGAAUGUAUAGAAUGAAAAAAGUCUUAUUUGCUCAAAGGAAGUGAACUCAGUGAUGUUGAUCAUUGUGAUCAGUGACUGCACACAAAGGCUAAAGUGAGAUCACAUGGUAGUGUUCAUUUUAAAGAAUUCAUUGUCCUCUUGUUGAGCACCAAGGUGAACUGGCGUCCACUGUUCCAUAAAUAUUAAGCACAUUUAGCUUCGUAAGCGUUCCUCAUCAAAUGAAGAGAGGCGCUCUCAGGAGAGCGCUGAGUCGACCGACUGGCUGUCACCCAACCAGCGGGCCACGUAGCAAAAGGGGGAUUUGAGAGUGUGAGUCACCGCAAACCGCGAGAGCUCCUUGAGGGUGCAGCCAUCACUGACCGCCCAAAACGUGACGCAGUUUGCUGCAGCCGAAUGAUGAGACUCAGAGGUGCACACUCACUCACUGACCCACACAACUGAUUGCUUGAUUCUCCCGGCGGAGGUCAUUAAUGCACAUAAUGAAGUUCAUGAGCCCUGGAAACAAGUAGCGGCCGUACGCGUUUUGGGGUUUUGUGAAGGAAGGGACGCGCCUCUUAAGGCGUGUGAAGCGUAUGUAGUAAUGUCCUUUGUUAAAUGAUUCCACAUCAGGAGCUUGUGUGUCUUCCUUCGACAUAUUCUGCAGGUAUUUGUCUGGCCGAGUUGUUUCCUGUAGGGCCGCUGUUGGUUAUUUAGUUUUAUAUGUCACUUUGCAAAACGUUUAAUCAUCUUUAUUUAAAAAAAAUGCUUUUGACUUAUUCCCUUCCCUGGAAAUUUUACUUUAACUUAUUUUAUAACUUUUACCAUUUAAUUGUAGCAAAUAGAUCCUUUGUCUUUGUAUUGGAAUGAGGCUUCCUCACAGCACAUACAGUAUAUUUCUAUUUUAUGUAAGCAAACCAAUAAAAAAAUAUGAGCUUGUUUGUAA